AUGGCGCCAAUCCAAAGGGCCAUCAUCAUCGGUGGAGGGCCAGCUGGUCUCGCUGCAGCUAUCCGUUUGAAGACGCACAAUGGUAUUGACACAGUGGUAUAUGAGAUUCGACCUGAACCAACCACCUUGGGCGGUGCCGUCAACAUACCAUCCAAUGGUCUUCGCCUUUUUGACCGUCUGGGUCUCUACGACAAACUUGUCUCUCUUGCGUCUUCUGCUUCACAGCUCAUCGUUCAUUCUCGCCAAGGCACAGUCCUCGCGGAUCUCGAUCUCGCAGGAUGGAGCCGCGACCAAGUCGGCUACGGCUUCAUGCGUGUGUUGAGAAGAGACCUGAUCGAGGUGCUGCUCGAAGAAACAACAAAACAAAAUGUCCCCGUCAUCUUUGGCAAAUCAGUGACCAAAAUCGUCGAAACCGAGAGUCAAGCUACUGUCACCUUUGCCGACGGAACAACCGACACAGCUGAUUUACUUCUGGGCUGCGAUGGCAUCCACUCGGCUGUUCGCAGCUUACAUGUCAGCCCCAACGCUGCCCCAGAGUACACCGGCAUCGCCAACAUGUUCACCAUCCUGCCAGUAUCUGAGCUCUCAGAGGCAAACCGCGAGCUGGCCCCAGCUCUGCACGCCACUCUGACCAGACAAGGUCUGUUUGGCGUCAUGCCUUGUACCGCGUCCGGAAGUCAUCUGUAUUGGUUCUACUCUCGACAAGUCCCUCUCCCAAGCGGCGACAGCAGGGAAGGGUGGGAGACUUACAACAAGCAGCAGGUCGCGGGCUUCAAGGAGAACCUGGAAAGUGUAUUCGCCGACGCUACCGGCCACUGGUCGGACCAGUUGCGGGAAAUGGUACAAAAGACAGACACUAUCAAGUUCUACCCACUGUACAAAAUGCCUCCGGAUAUCAAGUGGUUCACCAAGCGCUCUCUGAUCUUGGGUGAUGCAGCCCACGCAAUGCAACCUCACGCAGGCCAGGGCACCUCGAUGGCGCUGGAGGACGUAUUCCUGCUGUCACGGCUGCUGGAACAGCCCAGCCGACCCCUACCAGAAGUGUUUGAGAAGUAUCAGGCCAUCCGCCGGCCUCGAGUCGAAGCUAUCGCAAACGCGUCGGCUUCCAAUGGAGAGAUCCGAAAGGACACUGGGCCCAUCGCGCUCAAAGUCAAGGAAUUCACCUUUUGGGGCUUGUUCUCGAUGUACAAGAUGGUGGGCCUACAGAAGUGGGGGAUCGGUAUGAACCAAAAGGAUACCGUCUACGAUAUCAUGGCGGAGCCGAUAUGA
Messenger RNA from Fusarium mangiferae, 1269 nucleotides. RefSeq names its product related to 2-polyprenyl-6-methoxyphenol hydroxylase and related FAD-dependent oxidoreductases. The coding region runs from base 1 to 1269 and encodes 422 amino acids. Gene Ontology annotation, molecular function: monooxygenase activity; FAD binding. The record is from RefSeq and is a predicted model, not a curated record. The transcript has 2 exons. Lineage: Eukaryota; Fungi; Ascomycota; Sordariomycetes; Hypocreales; Nectriaceae.